AUGCCAGAUUCCAAGAAAGAUAUUGAGCGAAAAAAGAAAGACGUGAUAGAAAAAUUGAAAAGUAGUGAAUUAAUAGCCCAUGCUGGACCACCAUUAGCAUCACAUGGAUUCUUUUGGGAACAUUUGUCACGUAUUAAAUGUCCAAAUGAUCAAUAUCAACCAUUUGUGCAAUGUCAAUUAUGUUAUGAAAUAUUAUCAUAUUCGAUUUCGAAUGGAACAUCGACAAUAAGCUCUCCUGUGACAAACUGUCUUGAUAAAUCAAAACAAAUAAAAAAGAAUAAAACUCUUCAUAAUUAUUUAUCAAAACCUGCAUGUGUUAAUGUUUCAGUCGAUGAUAAGCGAUCAAUUACAAUUGCCUGUGCAAAAUUUUGUGCUUUCGAUUUAAGACCAUUUAAUAUUGUCAAAGGCAAUGGUUUUAAUGUUUUAUGUCAAUGUUUGAUCAAUCUCGGUCACCAAUAUGGCUGCGGCAAACUUGGUGCACCCUUAACAAGUUCAAUACUGCCUGAUCCAACAAAUGUUUCUCGCACCAUAUCACACAUAUCAGAAGAAUAUAGGGAAAAGCUGAAGCAAGUAUUAAAAGAUGAUUUACAACAAGUGAAGCUGUUAGGUAUAUCUACAGAUUAUUGGAAGAAUAGUGGUACUAGUGAGAGUUAUUUGACUAUAAAUAUUCAUUAUUCCAAAGAUGCACAGAAUAUCAGUCACAUGCUUCAAGCUUCAUUGUUCGAGCAAUCGAAGACGGGUGACAAUACUCGAGAUAAAAUUUUUGCUACUUUAUCACGUUAUGGCAUUGACCCAAAUGAAUUUCAUAUUAUUUAUGUAACUGAUAAUGAAUCGAAUCUUGUUUGUGGUCUGAAAGGAGAAGUUCAUCUUCGUUGUGUUUGUCAUUGUUUAAAUUUGGCUUUACAAAAUGGUGUUACAUUAUGUCCUGGUUUCGAAUCGUUAAUUAAAUCUUGUCAAAAUGUAUGCACCCAUUUCAAACGAUGUGAAAUGAACCAAUCAUUACCAACUAGUCUCAAGUUGAAUGUCGAUACUUGUUGGAAUUCAAUUCAUGAUAUGUUGGAAUCUAUUUCAUUAAAUUUUCAACAAUGUGAAGAUUUAUUGUUUGAUCAAAAUGAAACAUUUUAUUUAAACGAUAUUAGUAGAAAAGUAGUAAUGGAUUUUGUUAAAUUUUUAUCUUUAUUCAAAGUAGCAAGCGAGGAAAUAUCUGCUGAUAAAACGCCAACUCUCCAUCUGGUAGUGCCUUGGUUCGCGAUAUUGAAAAAUUCGUGUGAACUUAAAGACGAUGAUCACUUACUAAUAGCUCAAUAUAAAAGUGUUGUAUCGAAAAUGCUGGAUGAAAAAUUUCACAUAAUCUCGUUGCAUUAUAUUGCCACUUUUCUUUACCCAAGUGCAAAAAGACAUUAA
Messenger RNA from Adineta ricciae, 1404 nucleotides. The record is from the annotation of a GenBank genome assembly. Lineage: Eukaryota; Metazoa; Rotifera; Eurotatoria; Adinetida; Adinetidae.